Messenger RNA from Setaria italica (foxtail millet), 707 nucleotides. RefSeq lists its product as uncharacterized. Lineage: Eukaryota; Viridiplantae; Streptophyta; Magnoliopsida; Poales; Poaceae. The record is from RefSeq and is a predicted model, not a curated record. Bases 39 to 434 code for a protein of 131 amino acids. The transcript has 2 exons.
GCACAGUGGAGUGCUGAGGUGGAAGCACUCUGCUGUGAAUGGGAAAUGCCAUGAAUAAAGACAAAGUUCAUGACAAGGAGACUCACGGAACAAGCAGCGAUAUAAACGAGAAUACAUCUGUGGACAAGGUGAAGGGUCCUAAUCUACUUGAGCGAGCAAAGGAAGAGAUUGAAGCUCUCGCCGGAGCUGUUCAUACUAAGAUGGAACACCAUUCCAGUCCCCUUGAAAAGGAUGAAUCGCAUAAGGAAGACAAGGAGGGGAGCCUGCAGAAAAUAAAAACCCACACGAAUGAAACUCAUGGAACAAGUGCUGACAUAAGUGAGAACACACCAGUCGACAAAGUCAAAGGCCCGAAUGUGUUUGAGCGUGCCAAGGAAGAGAUCGAAGCUAUUGCUGAAGCUAUCCAUCCGAAGAAGGGAUCCGGCAGUAAUUGAGUUGUCGUCUUCACUGGCUGCAAAAACAUUGACAUGAGUAUAGCGGUAUAGCCAGAUGGAUGCAUAUACUUUCCGACAUAUCCACCCAGUGGUCUUUUGUAUACGCGCUCUGGAGCUGUAAGAGCUAAGAGCUGACUUGUGUGCAUGCUACACUGUUUUUCGCUGUGCUAUUGUGGUUUGUUUCUUACCAGAGGCAAUGUAAAAACCCCGAAUAUGGAAUUGUGAUGCUGAAAUUAUUGCGCUUGACAAUGUAUUACUCCCUCCGUUUUUAUU